AGUUCCGGCUCAGAGCCAUCGGCGAGCCAUGGGCGCCUGCGCGGGCAAAGGCGGGCUACCCGAGAGUCGAAGGGUGGUCCUGGCCCGCGACGAGGUGGUGACCAGCGAUGUGGAUCCCUGCGCUAUACGCAGGCCCAACCUUCACCCAGCAGGGCAGCAGGACCAUGACCGCUACGUCCGUGCACUGGGGCUCUACCUGAAAGCAGUCCACCAUGCGCCAGAUACAUUCAGCCAGUUAGUGGAUCAGCGACGCCGAUCAGCAUUCUCGGACGUGGAAGAACCCGAGCGCCACCAGAUUGCCGACCCAAAUUCCCGUGCUCUGCACCUCUAUUUGGAUGCGGUGCGCCAGGCUCCUGAGACCUUCGUAAAACUGGUGGACCAGCGGCGCGAGAUGUAAGAGGUUGUCUUGGUGGCGCAAGCCCAGCC
Messenger RNA from Effrenium voratum, 426 nucleotides. The record is from the annotation of a GenBank genome assembly. NCBI's taxonomy places the organism in Eukaryota, Dinophyceae, Suessiales, Symbiodiniaceae.